Molecule: messenger RNA, 754 nt
Organism: Mercurialis annua (annual mercury)
Lineage: Eukaryota; Viridiplantae; Streptophyta; Magnoliopsida; Malpighiales; Euphorbiaceae
Product: early nodulin-like protein 13
Exons: 2
Coding region: 56-604 (182 amino acids)
Cellular component (GO): plasma membrane
Molecular function (GO): electron transfer activity
Source: RefSeq, a predicted model, not a curated record
UCACCAUAACUUCUCUGCAUUUAUUUUCCUUCAAUUAGCUUCUAAAUUAGUAACAAUGGCUCAUUCUCAAAGAAUGUCAGUAGUGUCUUCUUUACUGCUCAUUAUUGCUCUGUGUUUUAGCUUAUCCGAAGCUAAAGAUAUACUAAUUGGUGGCAAAUCAGACGCAUGGAAAGUCCCAUCUUCUGAAGCUGAUUCUCUCAACAAAUGGGCUGAAAGUUCUCGUUUUCGCAUUGAUGAUUCUCUUGUGUGGAAGUACGACGGCCAAAAAGACUCAGUCUUGGAGGUGAGUAAGGAGGAUUAUCUGAGCUGCAAUGUCUCGAACCCUAUUGCAGAGUACAAAAAUGGGAACACCAAGGUGAAGCUUGAGAGAGCUGGGCCGUACUAUUUCAUCAGUGGAGCUGAGGGUCACUGUGUUAAAGGGCAGAAGAUGAUUGUGACUGUUUUGUCCCCACGGCACAGGAGGUUUACUGGUAUUGCUCCGGCGCCUUCACCGGCUGAAAUUGAUGGGCCUGCUGUUCCUCCGACGAGCGCUGCUGCUAGCUUGAGGUUUAAGGACAGCUUGGUGGUGGUGUUUUCGGGGGUUUUGUUUUGGGGUUUGUUUUGAGGAGUGGAUGGUUGGUUAGCUUUAGAUUUUGAAUUAUGAUUGUGAAGGAAAUUUGUGUUUUCCUUUUCAGUUCAAUUUCUUUAUUCAUUUCUUUAUAUGAGUUUGAUGUAGAGAUGUUUUCAGUAAUUUUAUAAAAAUUUUAUUAUCUUC